Molecule: messenger RNA, 699 nt
Organism: Epinephelus moara (kelp grouper)
Lineage: Eukaryota; Metazoa; Chordata; Actinopteri; Perciformes; Serranidae
Product: high choriolytic enzyme 2-like
Exons: 7
Coding region: 64-699 (211 amino acids)
Biological process (GO): proteolysis
Molecular function (GO): metalloendopeptidase activity; zinc ion binding
Source: RefSeq, a predicted model, not a curated record
CCUAUAUAAGUUGGAACACCUCUCACUUUGUCUCGGUCUGCUGCCACCGUCCAGUAACCAGCCAUGAUCCUCCAGGCUGCUGUGCUCAGUGUCCUCUUUUGCUUUGUGCACAGUUUUACUAUACCGGGUUGUUUUGAAAAGAGUGAGGAGUACUCUGGCAACAACAUUGAUGAUGACGAAUUCAGUGUCUUCUCGCUGUUAGAGAAGGCCAAUGUUAAUGUUGGAAAGAACAUCGAUGAACCUCUGGUGUUAGGAGACAUAGCAGUGCCAGACGGUUUCCAGAACGCUGAUCCCUGCACAGCACGAGGCUGCCUGUGGCCUAAAGCCACCGAUGGCAACGUCUACAUACCCUACCGCAUCUCCAACCAAUUCUCCCGAAGAGAGAGAUGUGCCAUCAUCCAAGGCCUGCGGUCAUUUGCUGAGUCCACCUGCAUCCGCUUCACUCCCUUGCGCAGACAGGAGGACUUCCUGGAGAUUCAGUCACGCUCAGGGUGUUAUUCAUAUGUUGGGCGUCGUGGUAGAGGCCAGGUAGUGUCUCUGAUGCGCCAUGGCUGUAUUUUCUUGGGGAUCAUCCAACAUGAGUUGCUCCACGCCCUGGGCUUCAACCAUGAGCAGACCCGGUCCGACAGAGACAAACAUGUUCGCAUCAUACGGGAAAAUAUCAUUCGUGGUUGGCUGGCUCUCUUUAAAAUUUCGUAG